AAAAAAAUCUUUCAAAUUUCAAAGAUAUUUUUUUCUGCUAGGGGCAAAAUUGAAAAUGCCUAAAUUUCCCACUUCUGGCAAUAUCAAAAUCGUAGAGUGGAACGAAGCUGUGUUAGACCUAACAAAAAAACUGAAUGUACCUACAAGGGACAUGGGAUUGGCUGUCAGCAGCCGUGAAAUUAUUGAAGGAGAGAAUUGUUCCGAAGAGGACAUCGGAGUGAAAAAAGAUCAAGUGCUGCCUUCGCAGGACGGUGAAAAAAUUAAUAAUUUGAAAAAGGAUGAUUCAAAUUCUCUGUUGCCUAGGUAUUCAAAAAAAUCAGACGAAAUUCGACCUAAUAGAGACACGUUUGAGUCUGCACCACUGGCACAAUUUGACGAUGAAAAUAUACCGGAACUACCAAUAGAUGAUGACAAAACUAAUAAACAUAACAUGUUUCUAGAGUUGUUCCUCCAGUUUAUAGACUUUCUCAAGAUAACUUUAUUGCUGCUCACUGUAGAGGUGAUUGUCAAUUCAUAA
Molecule: messenger RNA, 517 nt
Organism: Ceutorhynchus assimilis (cabbage seed weevil)
Lineage: Eukaryota; Metazoa; Arthropoda; Insecta; Coleoptera; Curculionidae
Source: the annotation of a GenBank genome assembly